Rotaria sp. Silwood1 is the source of this 4344-nucleotide messenger RNA. The record is from the annotation of a GenBank genome assembly. Lineage: Eukaryota; Metazoa; Rotifera; Eurotatoria; Philodinida; Philodinidae.
AUGAAACAAACGACUACAUCUACUCGAUCUAUGUCACCAUUUAACGGUAAAUCGAUCGUCCUCGAACUUGGCCAUGAAAUAGGCUUCAAGGCUAAACAAGAAUUGAUCAACUAUUUACGAGAACAUAAAGCACAUAUUUCAUAUAUUCUUACAGCUAGUACUGACUACGUUUUGGUUACCAAUAAUGUAGACAGCUACAAAACACGCCGUGCCAAACAGCUCGGCUUGCCAUUAGUCAAUGUUGAAUAUGUGUACGAGUGUCGUCGUUUGUCACCUGGUCAAACAUCAGUUGAUAUUAGCAAAUUUAUUAUCAAGUCAGUUGAAGACCAGGAAAAUUUUACAAAGACUGGUACUAUUUCCGUCACAGGAUCCCGAGCAAAUACGACCAAAAUUAAUAAAGUCGAUUUGACUAAAAUCAAGAUAUGGAAUUCAGACGAUGUUGAUUUGCCUCGUUUCGAUGAAUUAACACAUUGUGAAAUUGGCAAAUGGGCAAUUUUUAAAGAAACUAAUGAUAAUUCAGAUGUAUUUUUUGUUCUUGAACUCCAAGUUAUUCCUGAAACAUACUACGAUCAAACAACAAGCGAUUAUCGACUACGAUUUCGAUAUGAAAAACAGAUUAUUGUUGGUGAAAGUCAAAAACAAGAUAAAAAAGUCUUGAUACAAUAUGCGUUUGGCAAUGAUCCAAACGAACAGCUACAAUUAUUUACAUCAUACUAUUAUCGUGUAGCUACAAUGCCACGUGUAACACGAAUUCGCGAGAUGUUACCGGAUAAAUUAGGAUCCAAACUAUUAUUACGUUCUUUAUUUACCCAUCGUAUCGAUACACAAAUACUCGAUGAGAAUGUAUGUCAAUUGAUCGAAUCGAUUUGGCUAGAAUCAAUAGGUGAUCUAAAUAAAAUUUUGAGCGUACAACCUGAAUCAAUCAAUCUUAAAACAAUCAUUGAAGCCGAAGCUGCCCUACUCGAACUUAAAUUGACCAAUGAUCCAGCUGCAGCACUUCGUUUCUAUUCACUUAUUCCUCAUCGACCAGAGUAUAAUGUUGAUCUCGUAAAGAAUCGUCGAACAUUGACCGACAAGAUAGAUUUAUGCCAAAUGCUUCGAGAUAUGCUAACAGUCAACGAACUAACUAAUUGGAAUGUUAAAGCACCGAUUGAAGCUAAAUAUCGAGCAUUAAAAUGUCACAUUGAAGCGGUAGAUAGUUCAAAAUCUGAAUUUAAGAAUGUUGCUGAUCUCAUUCAAUCGUCAACGGACAGUGAUGAAAAAAUUAUUAUUCACCAUGUCUUCAGUGUAGCCAAACAAACAGAUGCACUCAAUUAUUGUACAUCACUAUCUCAUCAACGGCAACUAUUUCAUGGAUCGAAAUAUGCUAAUUUUCUUGGAAUUCUGUCACGUGGUUUGGCUAUGCCAAAAAUGGUUGUUGAAGAAUUAGGUGUCGUACGUACUGAUAUUGGUUGUCUCGGUUAUGGGAUUUAUUUUUCUGAUUCUGCUUCUACAUCUCUGAAAUAUACAACAGCAAGUACAACACGACCAGGUCGAAGAUUAUUGUGCAUCUGUCAAGUAGCACUAGGCGAAUCGGCUAAUUAUUAUUCAUUUUCGCCGACUCUUACUAAACCUCCCAAUGGUUUUCAUAGUGCCCAUGGUGUUAAGCGAACGGAGGAAAAUCAUUCAAUGUUUACUGAUAACGAAUAUGCAAUCUAUCAACUUGAUCAACAACGUCUACUCUACAUUGUGGAAGUUUCAUGGGUACCAAAUGAUGCUCUCAAUAUUGAAUUAGAACGAUUACCGAUUGUUCAUCAUCAACAACAUACAUUAAAAUUGAGUGAACAUGUCGAAGUGCCGUUGACAAUCGAUGAUGAAGUCAUUGAAGUAGCUGAACAAGACUAUGGUUUAAUAUGUCCUUCGUCAGGAAAACUUGUACCACUUAAAUCAUUUCAUAUUCGUGCUCAAAUUGUUGAUGCUACAGUUGAAGUUGUUCUUUAUCAAGUCUAUCAUAAUACAAGUUCGACACCAAUUGAAGCCAAAUAUGUAUUUCCUCUUGAUGAUAAUUCAACUGUAUGUGGUUUUGAAGCACAUAUUAACAAUAAAAUUAUAAAGGGCAUCGUCAAGGAGAAAGAACAAGCUAAAAAAGAAUAUCGAGAAGCAAUUGAAAAGGGUCAUGGUGCUUAUUUAAUGCAUCAAGAACAAGCUCAAGUAUUCAGUGUAGCUGUUGGCAAUUUACCAGCGAACAAUGAAGUCAUUAUCAAGAUAACUUAUGUUGCUGAAUUAGAAAUCGAAAAUGGUGAUAUUAUUUUUCGCCUUCCAGCCAAAAUGGCUUCAUGGCAAUCAAAACAAGCGAUUGAAAGCAAAGAUCAAUCGAUUGUACGAACCAUCGAUAUUAUAGAUGAAAAAGUCGAAUUUAGUUUUAAGGCAUCGAUUCGAAUGCCCUAUGAAAUAACUAAAUUAUUCUCGCCAACACAUCGUCUUCGUCGAAAAUUAACCGACUGUAUAGCCAUGAUCGAACUUGUUGAUAACGUUUUAAUUGAUCGAGAUUUCGUUCUUUCGAUAACACUCAAAAGUGCUAAUCUACCUCGAAUAUUAAACGAAACAUUAUCAUUGGAUGGUGACAGCGAAACAACAACGACAACAUCGAACAAUGUUGAUUCUCAAGCAUGUAUGCUGACAUUUUAUCCACGAUUCGAAACAUUAACAAAUUCGUACGAACAUAUUGAAAUUAUAUUCAUUGUUGAUGUGUCGAAUUCGAUGGAUGGUACACAUGUACAACAAGCUAAACAGUUAGCACAUUUGUUUCUUACGAAUUUGAAAGCAGGCGACAUAAAUACAUAUUUUAAUAUAGUGACGUUUGGAUCAGAUAAUGAUGAAUGUUUUCCUAUUUCAACAUCAACUACAAAAGAAAAUCUUGAUAAAGCUAAACACUUUGUUUUGCAUUCACUUGUUCAUCGUGGUAACACGAAUCUAUUUGCUGUUCUUCACCGUUAUUCAUUGUUACCAUCAUCAAAUUUUGGUCGACAAUUUAUUAUUCUCUCUGAUGGACAUAUUCAUGAUCUUCAAUCGAUUCUUGUUUUACUCGAACAUCAAUCAACUAUGCGUCGAGAUCGUAUAUUUGCAUGUUCAAUUGGUAAUGUUGGUAACAAACAUAGUUUGAAACAAUUAGCAAAUGGAGCAAGUGGAGGUGGUCUAACAAUCGUAUUCGAUUCGAAUUAUCGAUCGAAAUGGAAAACAAAAGUAUUAAAUAUUCUCGAACAAGUUCGACAACCAUGUGUUACAAGUAUAUCAAUUGAUUGGCAUGGUCGUUUUGAUGAACAACAAAAAUUUAAUAUGCAAGCACCAAAAAUAAUUCGAUCACUGUUUAAUGGAAUGCGACUUAGUGUCUAUCGAUUUAUACAAAAUUGUCAUAAGGCCAUAUUAACAGCUACUAUCGAUGGACAAGAAUAUGUUACCACUGUAUUUAGUAGUGCAACGACAACGACGAAAGGACGUAUCCUACACUGUUUAACCGCUCGAGCCAUUAUCGAUGAUUAUGACAAUGGGCUAUUGCAUAUAGAUGAAAGUGAAAACGAACUGAUGAAAGUUCAAUAUAAACAAGAUCUCAUUGAUCUAAGCAUCAAACAUUCAGUCGUUAGUGCAUACACUAGUUUCGUUGCUAUCGAAGAACGUGAUACUAAAACAGAUGCAAAAACUCUUCAACCAGGUGUUCGUCUUCUUGAUGUUAUGCUCGAUCGAGAUGUUGACUUAUUACCAUACAUUGGAUGGGAUGGCGAUAUAUCAACUUUGGAUACAAUCAAACAGAAAUUAAUCGAAGCACGUAUUACACUCGAAAGUGCAUCGAUUCAAAACAAAAAAGAAUCCGUAGUUGAUAUUGAAAAACUUUGUGAAAAAAUUUCCUAUCGGGCAGGUGGCGAUGCGAAAUUUGAUAUGAUGAUGAGUAUCAUACGCACAUAUCGUUAUGUAUUGAAUGAGCAUGAAAAAGCAAAUGAAAUCGAAAAUAAAAUGCAAAAGAAUCUUAAGACUGAAAUGAUUAGUGCAACGACAGAAGAACGACGAGCAUUACAACAACAAUGCCAAGCUAACAAUUUGAUAAUCACAAGUGAUGAAGAUGAAUCAUUAGGCGACUUCAAUGAAUAUGCUUGCUACAAACUUCACUUCAACGGAUUAACAAAAACUCAACGACUGGAAAAGAUGAGAAAUAUAAUGGCGUCGUUGGGUGAAGUGCCAAAUGCCUCUGACGUACCCUCUACACCAUCAUCAUUAUCAUCAUCAUCAUCAUCAUCAUCGUCAUCACUAGUACUUGAACCAGUAAUAAUAAGUAAAAAUAACGUAUCAAUUACUACACAUAACAAAAGUUAA